CACAUGAGAUACCCGAACGGGGGCAGAGCUCUAUUAAACUGUGAGGUUUUAUGGUAAUAUUAUGCAGCAAGAACUUCUAACCACUAUGCAAUCAACAGGCGGGGGACGGGACGGGGGGACGUCUUCCUGUAGGUGUCCCUGAAUGUGCUCGGGGUAUUUGUGGGAGGAGCUAGUAGGUGCUGAAAUGAAGACGAACACCUCCUUCUCUGCACACUUCGUCUCACUGCAGGACCUGCACCAUGAGCCGUGACCCCCAGAGCUACCCCUUCCCUCAGGUGUUCCUCGUGGACGGGGGCGGGGGCCCGCAGCACGCCGACCAGCAGCCCAGCCUGGUGCCCUGCUGGUCCUUCCCGCCGGCCCAGCGGAGCAGCGGGCGCCGGGGGAAGAGCCGGCGCUGCACCGGGGCCGGGGCCGCCCUGGUGGUGCUCCUGCUCUUCCUGCUGGUGUUCGCCUCUCUGGGGAUGGAAGCCUACCAGAUCCACAGCAUGCAGGCCGAGCUGAGGGAGCUGAGGGAGAAUCAUCCUCUGGCUGAGUCGAAUACGCCUGGGAAGCAAAUCGCUCUCCGGCCCGAGGAGAAGAAAGAAGACCAAGAGGAGCGAGCUGCAGCCCACGUCACAGGGCGCAUCGAGGUAGAAACCUUCCCUCAGACGCUGCGCUGGGAGCCUCAUGCGGGCCGGGCCUUCACCUCCGGCGCGGUGGCGUACCGGUUGGAGGACGGCGCUCUGCAGCCCAACCGGAGCGGACUGUACCACGUGUAUUCGCGGGUGGAGCUGCUCUUCAGGGACUGCUCGCCCUCGUCAUCCUUUGUGCACUCCGUGUUCGUGAGGCGAGCCGGCCGCUCGGCCCCGCUGACCCUGAUGGAGGCCCACAGGGCCGGGUUCUGCUCCCAGCAGGGGGGGCGGGCCUGGACCACGGAGAGCUACCUGGCCUCCGCCCUGCCGCUGCAGAAGUCCGACAGAGUCUUUGUGAACGUGUCGCACCCAAAGUACCUCAGCCACUCCCAUUACGGCAACUUCUUUGGUCUGUACGAGGUGUGAUGUUCUCGUUAUUACGUCUCUUCCUCUGCUGUAACAACCGGCCUGAUCUGAAACCAGAGAAACACGCUCAGCAUUUCCAACUGGUUGCAAAAUGCAAGUUACACACACACACACACACACACACACACACACACACACACACACACACACACACACAUUGCGCAUUCUUAGAUAUGAUAGUCAGUAAACACUAACACACUGAUUUAGUUGUAGCAUUUAGAAGAAACAUAUUUAUUUGAUUUGAUGUAUGAAUUUGUGUAAAGGUUUGGAAACGAAUAAAGUCAUAAGUUAAGUUGA
Messenger RNA from Gasterosteus aculeatus aculeatus (three-spined stickleback), 1334 nucleotides. RefSeq names its product Fas ligand (TNF superfamily, member 6) (gene faslg). Lineage: Eukaryota; Metazoa; Chordata; Actinopteri; Perciformes; Gasterosteidae. Gene Ontology annotation, molecular function: tumor necrosis factor receptor binding. Gene Ontology annotation, biological process: positive regulation of canonical NF-kappaB signal transduction; extrinsic apoptotic signaling pathway via death domain receptors; immune response. The record is from RefSeq and is a predicted model, not a curated record. Gene Ontology annotation, cellular component: membrane.